AUGAAGUUCCUACUACUACUUCUAGCUUUGCUUCUUGCUUCUUCAGCCAUUUUAGGUGCCGAGUGCCGAGUUGCCCGCAAGAAUUUAGGUAUAGAUCUUGGUGGCGUAGGGGUGGGUGUUGGGACAGGUGUUGGCAUAGGAGGCAGUGGAAGCGGUUCUGGAGCAGGGGCUGGAUCUGGAUCUGGGUCUGGUUCGAGAUCUUCUUCCUCCUCUUCAAGCUCCUCGAGCUCGAGCACUAGUGGCAAUGGAGGAGGUGAUUCUGAAGCAGGGUCAUCCGCAGGAUCAUCUGCAGGAUCCCAUGCUGGUUCAGGACACCGAGGUGGCGAUUAA
Messenger RNA from Lactuca virosa, 330 nucleotides. Lineage: Eukaryota; Viridiplantae; Streptophyta; Magnoliopsida; Asterales; Asteraceae. The record is from the annotation of a GenBank genome assembly.